AUGGGAACGAACACUCGACUCGCCGAUCGUGGCGUUUGUGAGGCACCCGGGGACGAGAAUCCGUGUAAUCUGCGUGGAAACGCGAGUCGCCGGCGCUCGAAGCCGAUUCGAGCGCGGGCCAGCCUCGAGGACGAUGAUGGACAGUGGCAGAGGCCGCGAGAACUUCCGGUUUUCCGCGGUGACGUCGCCGGGGGCCCGCCGUGCGAGAUGCCGCAGCAGAAGUUCCACUGCGGCGACUGCAAGAACCGUCUGCCCGACUUGACCAGCGACAUGUGUCGUCUGUUGUCUUACAAAAGUCUGAACGGCCUGGCGAAGGAGAAGGACAAGAGAAGGAGGAACGAGGAGGAUGAAAAGACGUCGAAGACGCUGGAAGACAAGGAAUUGGAGAGGAGUUAUACCCUCUCGACCCCAGGGGGUAGCAGCCCCGUUUGUUGUCCGCCCUGCAGCCCACCCCCUGCACCAGCCGCAUACAUAUCGAGCGCACGUGCGUCCUCGCGGAGACUCGGCGCCGGAAGUGGGAUCGGAGGGCCGCCGUCCCCGGAAAGGGAUCCUCUGGCGAGACUGUUGAGAUUCCUGAAGUCCUUCUACAAGGAGCUAGGCACUCGUGAUCCACCCCAUUUGCCAGCAUGGGCGUCGCCUCUUCCACUCGGCACCCUUUGUCCGGCGCACUUCCAGCCGCACCUGCAGCUGUUGCACAAAGGCGAGCAGGAGCACAGACUCGAGAACAUCAAGCCCGACCAGAUCUUCGCUCCCGUCAGGUUGAGCGACGGCACGGUGUCAGAGGCGCCCCGUCGAGUGGCCAUCGAGGGUGGUCCCGGAAGUGGAAGAACGACGCUGUGUCUCCGCCUUCUCUACCAGUGGGCGAUCCAAGGCGAUGGUCCGGCCCUGGCCUUCAUCGUUCCCCUUCGCGAACUUCGUGGCAGCCCCGUGUUGAAUUACUUGGCUCGAGAAUUAUUCCCGAGGACGGCCGCCAUCGGGGACGCCGUGGCCCAAGUAUGGCGCACGCUGCAUCUAAUGGAGGAUGGCGUGCUGUUUAUCCUGGACGGGUACGACGAAUGCGUGGGCGGAAGAGCAUCCCUAGGCGACGCAGUGGAUCUACUCGAGGGACGUUUAUUCCCGGACGCGAGGAUCCUGGUCACUUGCUCGCCCAGUAACUCGAGCGUGCUGUCGCCGCUGGUCCAGAGGAGGAUCCAUCUGGCCGGUCUCGAGUGGCCGCACGUCGAGAGGCUCUGCGUCGCGUAUUUCAUCCACAACGACAUCGCGGAGAAGGCUUGCGAGUUCCUGGAAGCGCUGAACGUGCAGCCGCAGACUGUCAAACAGCUUGGUCAGCACCCUCUCGGCUGGAUUAUGCUCUGCUGCCUCUAUCAGGACUCGGGCAGUUUACCAACGGAAACCAGCGCAUUGGUCCAAGCUGCUGUAAAGUGUAUCGUGAAGAGAAGCCUGGAUCCGCCGAUUCCCUACAACGAGGAGAUCCCGGGCCAUUGUAGGAAGAGAUUGGAGGACUUUGGAAAGGUGUCUCUGGCCGCGCUGAGGGAAGGCAGAUGCUGCUACACGGAGGCUGAACUCAGGGCACGUGGCGGGGGUAUAGAAGUCACCAGGUUGGGCUUCCUGACCAAGGGAUUGACUUUCGGACAACGACGGAAGCCAGACCUCUACGCGCCUAUCCACAUGGCAGUGGCCGAGUUCCUGGCAGCAUACUAUUUGACCUCCGUAGCUCAGUACGCGAAUAUUCUUCGAAGAGAAUUGGAAGGCCUACCCUCGGGGAUCAUUAGUCACCUGGCCGGCCUGCUGGGACCCAAGACGCAUCUGAUACUGAACCAGCUGUGUCCCCUGGAGGUGCCACCAAGAGCAGUGUUCUCGUUGCUGAAAGCAGCCGGUGCCUCCGAUGGCAACAUCUCGGCCGUGUGCAGAUUGGUCGGUGCAGGACCCGGAUUCGGGCCUGCACCCAACGAGAGACCACCAGCGCCUCUGGUUCACACCUCGCCCCUGGAACUCGAGGGGUGGGCACGGAUCCUCGAGAGCCCGGCGUGCACCCUCGAAGCCCUCGAGGUGGUGUUCCAAGUGGAGAGAGGCUCGGAUCCCAGAUAUCUGGACGACUUUUUCGAGGCACUGGCCGGGAACGAGAGCGUCAAGCUCGUGAGAAUUACGUCGCUGCUCGGGCAAGAGUUCCCUGCGGAUGAAGCACAGAAGCUCGCCGGUCACUUGAAGAACGUGGAAAAAUUAGGGAACGAAGCUUUUGUACCCCGGCUCGAAGACGAGGCAUCGAUCGGUUGUUCCAGAUUGGAGUGCGUGGUGAACGCCCUUUGCCGUGGACUGAGUCACGCGUCAAGCAGCCUGGCACGGCUGGUCCUCGACAUGAAUCUGUCCGGCGAGCAAGUGUCCCGGGUCUGCGAUGCUCUUCGUGGCUGCGUUCAAGUACAGGCGCUGCACUUGCCCCAUUUGGGCUGCGGCUGCGAGGGGUUGGCCUCGGUCGCCGAGCUGCUGAAGGAGAGGCCUCUGCUCGCGCUCAAUCUCGCCGGCAGCUGGGGUGCCAAGAACGAGGAUCCGUCCAGCUCUGGAAUCAGUAUGGGCUCGGGAUCCGGUUCUGGAAGCAGCGGAUGCGCGUCCAGCACCCUUGGUCCUGCGCCCGCCACCGGAAACGGGCCGCUGCCUCAGAACGAGAGGGACAGGGAUAGCAACGGGAGCAGCAAGAGGAACAGCGACAGCGUGCUCUGUCAUCGCCUGCCGUUGCUGCACCCGUUACCCACUUGCGACGUCAGCAGUCAUCAAGGAACUGGCUUCCACGAGAUCUUCAACGCUAUCAGAGAGCCGAACUGCAAGCUGAGGUCCCUGAACGUGUCCAAGUGUUUGCUCGGCGGAUUAGAUGCGGGCUGCUUGGGGGAGACCAUCAGAAGAGCGCGCAAUUUGGAUGCUUUAAGGGCAGCCGGUGCAUCGAGACCUGCGGACGUGAUGCCGUUGGUCCUCGCGUUGACGGAGGCCCCGUGUCUUCAGCUUCUGGACCUGGCCAGCCCUAGACUGGCCCUCGACGAUCAUCCUUCGCGACUGCUGUGCCACGCUCUCGCCAGGAACACCACCCUCAAGCUGCUCAGCCUGGAGGGCUGGACCUUCAGAAUAGAGGAAUCGGACAGCCUGGCGGUGUUCUCCGAGCUGCUGAGAUACACGAGCGUCCGUGAGCUGAGCCUUUGCAACGCCCGGCUACAUCUGGCCGUCCACGAGGGUCCUUUGGCGAGAUUAGGGCGUCGCGACGACGCCGGGGCCGAGCUACUCAGAGCCGCGCCGCCCCCUGCUUGUCCCGCGAUUGUAUUCCUCAGGCUGGCCGGUUUUCAAGUGACAGUGAACGAUCGUCUGGCGCUUCGAGGGCCGUUGCUGUUGCCGUUCCUCGCGGGCUUCACCGCGCUCAGCGAGCUCGACCUCUCGCUGGACAAGUCCACCAUAGGGGGCAGCAGCGGAUCGCUGCUCUUCAUCGACGACAAGAUCCUGCAGCAGUUCUUCGCCUGCCUCUCUUCUCACUUCAGGAACUUACAGUCGCUGAGGAUCAACUUCUGGCGGGUCACCUUGGAGGACAGCGAGAAGACGAUGAGGCAGAUCGCGAAGUACCUAAAAUUAUGCAACCUGAGUUUUCUAAAAGCGAACGGGCUGAUCGUGACCGACAGCGCGAAGAAGGUGCAGAUGGAGCACGUAUUCGUGCAGACGAUCCUCACGCAUCUUCAGUACUUAACUUGGCUCUGCCUGGACGGCGUUGAUCUGACGGAAACGCAGGCUUCCAGCGUCGGGAAAUGCGUGAGGGACCGAUUCCCGGGUACCUCGUUGGAGAUCAGCGCCAAAGACGUGCACGUGAAGUCGGUGAAGGCUCUGGUUGCCGCGAUAGAGGAAGGUGGAAGGGCCGAGGUGGUGUACACCGGUGGGUCGAACUGCAGGCUGAAGAUCACGAAGAUCCAGAAGAACAGCAAGGGUAAGAAGAAGUGAAGAUCCGUCGGCGCAGCACCCUUGGUUGUCAGCGACUUGGAAGUUUCUUGAUUGUCCGCUCGCCGGAGAACGUGGCCAUGGAAAAAUAAGGACUGGAAUUUGAUCGUGAACGAGAGAAAAAUAUAGAGACGAGAAACGUCCAAAGUAGAGACGAGUUAUAUUGGUUGCGCAUGAUUCUUGGGUAACCACGAGCGAUCCGGUGAAACGGAUCUCGGAGGAGGAGAGAGGCUAGGAGAACGUCUAGGAUGAGAAUAUAAGCGUGUAGUUUUAGAAUGAUACGAGAUCGACGAUGUUAGCCAUAAGAGGCAUGUAGAAUAAGAAGACUAUUCAUACAGCGGGGAGUAGAGAGGUGUGGAGAACGAGAGAGGGAUCGAAGCCGACACUUUGUGGAUUUUCGUCUUACUGUGAUUUCCUUUUCUGCGCGUCGUCACUUUCCUAAACGAUGUAGAGCAUAGGUCGUAGCAUUGUUAGCACGAGCAUUAUUCUCGAUGGCCCGUUAUAAACGCAGAGAGAUGUCGAAAUCGUAGAGAAGGGAUCUUUAUUUUAGAAGAGAUAGGGUACAUAUUCUUUCGAACGUGAAAGAGCGAUCAAACGAGAAACCAUGAAAUAACGAAACGAGAAGAAAAAGUUAUCCGUAAGACCAACACACACGAACACGCAUAGAUAUGUGCACACACAUACACACGUACACACACGCACACGUACUCGCGCAUACGUAUUACCGAAAGAUAUUUAAAAAGAGAAAAAAUAGAAAAAAUAAAUAAA
This is a messenger RNA of Eufriesea mexicana, 4731 nucleotides long. RefSeq lists its product as uncharacterized. The coding region runs from base 1 to 3966 and encodes 1321 amino acids. NCBI's taxonomy places the organism in Eukaryota, Metazoa, Arthropoda, Insecta, Hymenoptera, Apidae. The transcript has 12 exons. The record is from RefSeq and is a predicted model, not a curated record.